Molecule: messenger RNA, 1339 nt
Organism: Mya arenaria
Lineage: Eukaryota; Metazoa; Mollusca; Bivalvia; Myida; Myidae
Product: carbohydrate sulfotransferase 3-like
Exons: 2
Coding region: 1-1254 (417 amino acids)
Biological process (GO): sulfur compound metabolic process; N-acetylglucosamine metabolic process
Molecular function (GO): N-acetylglucosamine 6-O-sulfotransferase activity
Source: RefSeq, a predicted model, not a curated record
AUGGUACACUCAGGAAAAGGGAAAACCAGAAAAAGUUCGAUCUAUGCCGGUAACGAUACAAGCUUGCCGCGUAAUGCAAAUGCGAACAUUAAUUUUUCUUUCAAAGUUUUAACAAAUCCCGAAAUACUGUCACAAACUGCAGAUGCGACCUUCACUUCUAAAGUUAACGGCAAGGUCAAGGUCAUCAUUAUCCUUGCGUACAUGCACACGGGAUCAACGUACCUCGGUGAUGUGCUGCACCAACUUCCGGGCUCCUUUUAUGAGUAUGAACCCCUACGAAGCCUUCAGCAAGCCAGCAGAUAUAGGGACGCUAUCACAUUCAUGAACGGCUCUCGCAAGCAACUGCAGCGAGGUAAAGCUGUGGCAUACCAACUUGCCGCAAAAGCAGUUGAACACAUGGUCACCUGCAAUCAUAGAAACCUGGACUACGGCACACUAUUACACGCCUUUAGAAGUAUAUCGUCAGCGGAAUACCAAGAUGUAGCGCCAUAUUUUCGUUGUCUACGGUCGAAUUCAAUGAUGUUAGAGAAGAGAAGGGCUAACCAUGCGAGCUAUAACCAAUUACCGUUCACGAAUCCAAUGUCGCUAGAGUUACCAGCGCGUCGCAAGCCUAAAGGUAGCAGAAACUACCCUAUGAGUCUCACCGACCCAAACACGAUUCUCAGCUGUCUCCCACUGUUGGAAAGCCGGUGUAGAAAUGCAACCGUUCGCUUGACAAAAUUCAUCAGACUUUCUAUGAAAGCAACAGAAAUGUUAUUGCGAGCAAUCAACAACAUGGUUAACGUGAACAUUAUACAUCUGGUGCGGGAUCCGCGUGCCAUGAUGGAUUCUCAGCUCCGUAAAAAUGAUAUGGGUGUCAAACGCUUCGCUGUUUUUCAAACUAGAACCAAAUAUAUGUGCUCAUGUCUAAGAAAAAACUUGCACCUAUUUAAAAAGUUAAAUCCUAUGUAUCCAAACAAAUUUUACUCGCUCCGUUAUGAAGACCUUGUAGACAGACCCUUAGUAACGUUUGAAGACUUACUCUCAUUUCUUGGUUUAGGAUUUGGACAUAACAUGGAAAGGUACGUUAAAAACAGUAGCAUCAACUACACACCAGCGAGAGCAGCCGUUUGGAGAGAGCACAUUUCCAUUGAGCAUCUACGCAUAGUUGACAAGUACUGUAGAGACUUGUAUCCAGUUCUCGGCUAUGUGCCCCUGGACACGCUGAACCAGGUCAGAAAUCUUACUGUCCAGGAUCAUAUUCAGCUUCCCUGAUGGAAGAUAUUCAGUGCAAUAACUAUACGUGGUUCUGAUCCAGGAAAAUGACUCUAAUGUGUUUUGUUUACUAUUGUAAACGUUU